UGGAAAUCCCGAACGCCGGGUAUAAAAUGGAUGCCCCCGUUUUUAACGAGUCAGUCGGUCACGGAGAUAUCCAGUUACAGGACAAUUUACAAACAUGAACACUUUGGCAGUUUUCCUUAUUGUGGUGGUUGCCGUAGCGACGGCCGCCCCAUCAUCCAUUUUGGUCGAUGAGGAUCCAAUGCCAGUCACCACGGUUACGACGUGUGGCGGGUAUGUGAACUCAUCCUCGGCAGCGAUCAACUUCCAACUGGGAGGAGCUAUUCCAGCUGGUCAGGUCUGUCUCUGGACUGUGCAGGCCCCCUAUGACGCAAUCCGCUUCAACCUUAAGGAAUCCGGCCUUGGAAUGGGAGAUAACCUCAAGUUGACCCGCUUCAUCGGAGCCACUCCAGGAUAUCAAUACAAUGUCACCGAAGUUGGCGCUAACUACACUUACACCGCAGGAACUGUCCUCGUCACCUUGGAAGCUGGAGCUAGUUCCACCAUGGGAUUCAGCCUCGAGAUGUACUCCAGUGGCGACCUUGACGCCGGCGGUGGUGGUUUCACUCACUAUUCCACCCACCUCGAGGCCAGCGGAGCCACAGCCUAUCCCGGAAAUGGACAGCCGUACAGGGACAACGAGAUCGCCGUCAUUAUCGUCAGCCCCUCUGAAGCUGGCAGUCGCACUUUGACCUUCACCGGAAUGGACGUGGAGGGCAGCACGGGCUGCAUUUACGAUUCCGUCGAAGUUUUCGCUUGGGAGAUGGGAGGUCUCUCCUCGAAAGCUAGAGUUUGCGGAUCGGAACUCCCACCACCAACCGUGCUUGACUCUGGCCUUGGCAUUAUCAUCUUCAAGACGGAUUCUUCCGUGACGGCUGGAGGGUUCGCGUUCAACUGGAUGUAAAAAUAUUAACUUUUGUUUUUGCAUGUGUUCAAAAUUACUUUAUACAAUGACUUUACACUCGUUGUACCCCGGUCUUGUAAUAAAUAUGAGAUGAGAUUCGAAGUUUAAUUUAAA
Messenger RNA from Folsomia candida, 994 nucleotides. RefSeq names its product cubilin. Bases 95 to 880 code for a protein of 261 amino acids. Lineage: Eukaryota; Metazoa; Arthropoda; Collembola; Entomobryomorpha; Isotomidae. The record is from RefSeq and is a predicted model, not a curated record. The transcript is spliced from 5 exons.